This is a messenger RNA of Ailuropoda melanoleuca (giant panda), 648 nucleotides long. Its product is annotated as dual oxidase maturation factor 2-like. Lineage: Eukaryota; Metazoa; Chordata; Mammalia; Carnivora; Ursidae. The record is from RefSeq and is a predicted model, not a curated record. Gene Ontology annotation, biological process: protein transport. The transcript has 3 exons. The annotation marks the transcript as partial. Gene Ontology annotation, cellular component: endoplasmic reticulum membrane.
CUUAGUUGCAGCGUCCCGGGUGGUGCGCAGCUCCAGGACCCCGGCUGCCCUCCCUUCCCNCGCCCUCCCUUCGCAGGGACCCCAGUGCAGCAGCUGGAGGAGACCAUAGACUACAAGGAGCAUUUCAACUGGCGUCUGGGUGAGAACUAUGCCGAGGAGUACUCGAAAGCACUGGAGAAGGGGCUGCGGGAUCCAGUUCUCUACUUGGCGGAGAAGUUCACGCCGAGCAGCCCCUGCGGGCUCUACCGCCAGUACCGCCUGGCGGGACACUCUGCCUCCGCCACGCUGUGGGUGGUGUUCUGCUUCUGGCUCCUCUCCAACGCUCUGCUCUCCAUGCCGGUCCCGCUCUACGGAGGCCUGGCUCUCCUGACCACCGCGCCUUCACGCUCCUCUCCAUCUUCGCCUUCACCUCCAUCUCCAGCAUGCCACUCUGCCCGCUCCGCCUCGGCUCCUCCACGCUCACCACUCACUAAGGUGCUGCCUUUUGGGUCACCCUGGCCACUGGUGAGGACCAAGGGGCGGAUUCCGGGAGGCUGGGGUGUCAAGGACUAUGGUAGCCAGGUGAAAGGGAGCUUGCCUCUCAUCCUGAACAACCCACUGCAUAAGCAGUUUGGAGCCCUGGACUUCACGAUCAGUACUAACCUUUGA